Messenger RNA from Aureococcus anophagefferens, 3286 nucleotides. RefSeq lists its product as hypothetical. The transcript has 2 exons. The coding region runs from base 80 to 3232 and encodes 1050 amino acids. NCBI's taxonomy places the organism in Eukaryota, Pelagophyceae, Pelagomonadales, Pelagomonadaceae. The record is from RefSeq and is a predicted model, not a curated record. Gene Ontology annotation, molecular function: Hsp90 protein binding.
GACGCCCUCGGCCUCUCCAAGUAGUCUUUUCUACGCGCCGGGCCGGACCACAAACGACCGCCGCGCCGGGUUCGGUGCCAUGUCGUCGAACGAGGGCCGCGCGUGGCACGAGAAGAAGAAGUCGCGGCGCUACAAGGUGAAGAAGAGCGGCGUGCUGCUGCGCGUGGGCUGCGACAUGGGCUCGCGCCAGGUCGGGGAGCUCGCGGCGGGCACGGAGGUCGUGGUCACGGAGGACAUGAAGAUGAGCGGGUCGACGCGGCGCGUGCUCGUCGAGACGCCGCUCCGGGGCUGGUGCUCGGAGAAGAAGCUCGAGCCCUACGGGACGUCGCACGCGGUGCCCGCGGGUUUGGAGGGCCCCGACGAGGGCGAGCACGUCAAGACCGUGGAGAUCAAGAGCAAGCACCAGCUCCGGGAGUUCCUCAAGCACAAGGAGAAGGAGAAGGUCUGGGAGCGGCAGCAGGCCGGCGAGGCGCACCUGCAGGAGCCGCAGCAGGCCUACGACUGGGAGGACCCCUACGAGCGCUGGGUCAUGGACCAGCGGCCCGGCGAGGACCCCGAGGACCCCAAGGUGCGCGUCGCCUACGCCGCGCGGCUCCGGGGCGCCGGCGAUUUGGACGGCGCGGAGCUCAUGCUCCGCAAGGCGCUCGGCGACGAGCCGAGCCUCGCCAAGGCGCGGAGCCAGCUCGCCAAGGUCGUCGACGCGAAGAAGCGCCGCGAGCAGGCGCUGACGGCGGCCCUGGCGACGCCGGAGGCGCGGCUCGCCGACGCCGUGGCGAAGAUCAAGGGCCGCGCGGACGCGGAGUUCAAGGUGAGCAACUGGCGGUCGGCGCUCCACUUCUACGGCUUGCUACUAGAGGGCAUGACGGACGAGCCCGAGGUCGACGACGACGAGGAGGUCGACUCCGAGGAGGAGGCCGCGCGGCAAGAACGCGGGUUCCGCCUGGGGCGGCCCCUGCGCCUCUUGGACGGCGAGGUCGUCCGCGCGCCGGUCCGCGACUUCGACGGUCACGAGGCCGCGAACCUCCACGGCAACCGCAGCGCCUGCCUCGCGAAGCUGCGCAAGUUCGAGGAGGCCGAGGAGGAGGCGAGCCGGGCCCUGGAGCUGCGGCCGGACUGGGUCAAGGGCAUCCGGCGGUUGGCCGUCGCGCUCGACGGCGGCGGGCGGCACGUCGAGGCGCAGUUCGCGCUGGAGCACGCGAUGAGCAUCAACCCCAACGACCCGGGCCUCCAGGCCGCGCGGCGCAACGCGGAGAUCCGCUGCGAGCACUUCGAGCGGCGCGCCAUGGAGGAGGCGCUCGACGAGUCGAAGACGUGGGCCGCGCAUUUGGAUCUGCUCCAGUGGCAGGAUUUGGUCGACCCGGAGGAGGCGCCGCCGGAGAUCAAGAUCAUCAUGGAGCGCAAGGCCAAGCAGGAGCGCCGGGGCAAGAGCGCCCAGAUCUUCAUGACGGACAAGCAGAAGAAGCGCGUCGCGGACAAGAAGGCCGAAAGGCGCGACCGGCGCCAGGCGGAUUUGGACCUCCCGCCCAAGCCCGAGCGCGACCCGGACUCGCGGAAGAAGGAGAUCGAAAAGCUCAAGGCGGACCCGAACCGGCGCAAGAAGGACUGGUUCCCCUCGAGCUCCGAGGACGAGGCCGACGGCGCGUCGUCGGCGAGCUCCGAGUCGUCGCUCGACAGCGACGACAGCGACCGCUACAAGAAGUGGGGCGAGCGGUCCAAGGAGUACAUCGCCCGCGACUUCGCGCUGCGGCGGCUCCGCGCGGACGCGCGCCUCGCGGCCGCGGCCGCCGCCGCCGCCGAGGACGAGCGGCGGCUCCAGCGCGCCAAGGACGGCGUCGAGCACACGCCCCAGCUCCUCGAGAACAGGCUCUCCAAGAAGCUCUGCGCCAAGGGCCUCAAGGUGUCCAACAAGGGCGCCAAGGUCGCCCAGUCCGCGUCGCGCGUGCGAGGCGCGUGCCUCGCGAGGGAGCCGCUGCCGGCGACGGGCGUCCACGUCUGGUGCGUCGCCCUCGACGGCGUCGGCCAGCCCUGCCUCGGCGUCGCCACCGAGGGCUGCGACCUGGCCAAGUGGCUCGGCGACGACGCCAAGGCCUGGAGCCUCUACAUGCGCGACCACCGGGGCGUCAUGGCGACGGCGCACGGCGGGUCGCGCGGCGACUACGACGCGGGCGCGGCGCGCGGCGGCAUGAUGAUGGGCGUCAAGAAGGGCGACGCCGUGGGCUUCAUGUGGGACGCCGACGCCAAGGAGUUGGACGUCUUCGUCAACGGCGCGUCCAAGGGCACGAUCUUCGGCCCCGCGGACUUCCCCGCGGACGGCGCGCUCGACGGCGACGGCGAGCCCCUGCCGCCGUUGAAGCUCUUCCCCGCGGUGGGCUUCGAGGGCAACCAGGCCGAGAGCGGCGCCUACCGCUUCAUCCCCGGCGUCUUCGACGACCCGGAAAGGUUGGAGAAGCUGGAAUUGAUCAAGCGGUUCAAGGUCGGCCGCGGCUUCUCGGGCAAGGACGGCAAGAACUUCCAGCUCGUCCACGCGGACGGGUCCCGCCACGAGCGCAUGGACAAGCCGAAGAUGGCCUACAACAUGUGCCAGGUGCACCAGCGCGGCUCCGGCGACGGCGUCCACAACGCGGUGUGGUGCCAGACGGAGCAGGCGCGCUGGACGCAGAGCGUCUACAAGAUCGAGGUCGUCGCGUUCAACAAGCCCGGGGACGUCGGCGCCCAGGACCUCGACGUCGUGCUGAAGACGCGCUACCUCAAGGCGUCGCACCGCGCCACGGGCGAGGUCUACGUCGAGGGCGCGCUGCACCGCGACGUCUACGCGGACGAGUCGCUCUGGUACGUCGACGACGACGGCGUCCUAAACUUCAUGCUCGCGAAGAACCUGACCAUGUACCACACCUACUUCUGCGUGUCCAUGGGCAACUGGAGCCGCCUCUUCGAGUUCGACGAGGAGAUGAGCGACGGCGACAUGGACAUGGACCAGACGGACCUCGACCGCGAGCGCAAGCGCAUCGAGGACAUCGCGUCCAUGAAGAGCAGCCAGCAGGCCAAGUACGAGCUCGCCAAGCGCAAGCGCUGCGAGGACGCGGGGCUCCAGUGGCACUGGGUCCACAACUACGACGGGCCCAACGGCUACCAGAUCGACCCGUCCUACGAGGCGCCGGGCCAGAUCGGCUACGACAUGCCCACGGACCGGGAGUUGGUGCUGCGCCAGGCGGGCUGCUUCAACGGGGCCUAGGGGGGGGGGACUCGAUUUUUGUAGCGGCCGAAGCCGGUAAUAACUAGUGACAGG